Messenger RNA from Tripterygium wilfordii, 657 nucleotides. RefSeq lists its product as uncharacterized. The transcript has a single exon. The record is from RefSeq and is a predicted model, not a curated record. The coding region runs from base 1 to 657 and encodes 218 amino acids. Lineage: Eukaryota; Viridiplantae; Streptophyta; Magnoliopsida; Celastrales; Celastraceae.
AUGCUAUCUGAAGAGUGUAGUGCUGUUCUCCUCAACAAAUUGCCUCCAAAGUUGAAAGAUCCAAGGAGUUUUACAAUUCCUUGUGUUAUUACCAAUUUACGAUUUGAAAAAGUUUUGAUUGAUUUAGGUGCUAGUAUUAACUUAAUGCCAUUAUCUGUUUUUCAACAACUUGGUGUCGGAAAGAUGCAACCAACAUCAAUAAGCUUACAACUUGCAGAUCACUCCAUCAAAUUCCCACUUGGGAUUAUUGAAGAUAUUUUAAUAAAAGUGGAUCGAUUCUUGUUGUCAGCAGACUUUAUUAUCUUGAAUAUGGAAGAAGAUCGAGAUAUUCCCAUAAUUAUGGGAAGACCAUUCUUGGCCACUACUGGAACGAUAAUUGAUGUAAAAAAGGGGCUAUUGACAAUGAAUAUUGAAGGAGAAUCAGCGGAAUUUCAAAUAUUUGAAGCCAUGAAGAGACCAAUGGACAUAGAGGAAUGCAAUCGAUUGGACAUAAUCGAGCAGCUUAUGUAUAGCAAAUUCAUCACUAAAGCUAGGAAUGAUGAAUUAAAAACCAGUAUUGAGCAUCCUGAUUUGACUCGAGCUACAGCUGAUGAAGUGUCAAACGUGGUGGUUGUGCUAAAUUAUGCUCCGCCACUCAAAUGGAGACGAACUGCUUAA